Molecule: messenger RNA, 987 nt
Organism: Adineta steineri
Lineage: Eukaryota; Metazoa; Rotifera; Eurotatoria; Adinetida; Adinetidae
Source: the annotation of a GenBank genome assembly
AGAUAUUUUAAUAUCAUUGUAUAGAAAACUAGGCUUUUGUAUACAAAGUUCAUAUUUUCUUUUUAGAUAUUUCAACUUUAUCGUCGAAUAGAUAUUUUAAUAAUAUCGUGGUAUAUAUGUUUUGCUGGCGUCGUCGAAAUGGUCAUGACAUGCCUUACCGUUUCUCUUUCUCAAUUAUGGCAAAAAAUAAGCUCUGCUGUUCGAGACUUUAAUUUAUUUCCAUCAACUACACCUUCAACCGAUGAACAUCAACUUCGCAAUCAAAGAAUAUCAACUCGCAUAUUCAUCAUUCUGUUAACUUUAUCAUUAACUGCACUUAUCUCAUAUAUCUCACUUACCAAUGUCACACAAACUAUUUAUAUCAAUUCACCUACUAGCAUACAAUACUCACAACUAUAUGCAACUUAUCCACAAACAUUAACAUGUGCAUGCACACAAGUAUCCAUCAAUUAUGAUAAGUUUCUUCAUGUUAACUAUAAACUACAUCAGAUAUGUACAAGUAUCUUUGUCACUAACUACUGGAUUAGUUAUUUUACUAAUGCUCGUGGAACAGCUACAUUGAAUGGUGAUGACUUUCGAGCGUCAGGUUCAUUUAUAUUUCAAGCUCUAAAUGCAUUUUGCCAAUUAUCUGAUCAAACAAUAUCAAAUCGACUUCUUGAGUUUUAUUCAAGUCAAUAUGUUAGUGCAUUCGUAACACCACUAGAAGUAUUCCAGUCACAAACGCAAGCAAUUGUUUCACAGUUUAUAUCAUCAACGGCUAAUAACUUUAUAUUAUCACUUUUAACAAUAAGAAACACAACUCAAAGUAACAGUUUACUUGCUGGACAACUCACUAACUAUGGGCUUUAUAGACAAAGCAAUAACUAUGUAACUUCAUCUUCUGAUUCGUAUAGUAAUUGUAGUUGUGCAUCUUCAGCAACAUGUAGCUAUCAAUUUCCAAUUUAUGAUUCCAAAAAUAGCAAAGUAAUAUUCACUGUACCAGGCAUA